AAGGCAGGCGGCAAAAGGAAGUCAGUAGCAAAUCAGCAACGUCAAGCUUCACAUUAACUUCCUGAUCAGCCAAACCAGCAGUUAUUAUGUCGUCGACCAAUGAAACCAACCAAGUGCUGCAGCGCCUGAACAGCCUGAAAAUCGUGGAAACCCCAAAGGAGCAGAAGGAAUUUGGAAAACGCGAGUGCUACUCCCUGGACAGCAAGAAGUAUUCCCUGGUACCAGCCACCCCCAGCAGCUCAGGACACGGAAAGUUCCAAACCGAGCUCAAAAAACGUCGCAAGAACAAACUGAAUCGCCUUUACACUUACGAGGCUGACAAGAAUUUCAUCAAGGCGCGCAAGUCUUUAAACUUCUAAUCAUAAUACG
Molecule: messenger RNA, 369 nt
Organism: Drosophila sechellia
Lineage: Eukaryota; Metazoa; Arthropoda; Insecta; Diptera; Drosophilidae
Gene: Z600
Product: protein Z600
Exons: 1
Coding region: 87-359 (90 amino acids)
Source: RefSeq, a predicted model, not a curated record